Messenger RNA from Pseudozyma hubeiensis SY62, 1212 nucleotides. Its product is annotated as macrophage activating glycoprotein. Bases 1 to 1212 code for a protein of 403 amino acids. Lineage: Eukaryota; Fungi; Basidiomycota; Ustilaginomycetes; Ustilaginales; Ustilaginaceae. The record is from RefSeq and is a predicted model, not a curated record. The transcript has a single exon.
AUGACCAGAAUCACCCUUUCCGUAGCGCUCGUUUCGGCUUUGCUCGCCAGCAGCGUUUCUGCUCAACAGCCUACAGGCACCGGCAACGGUCCCGACCCACGUGCUACCACCGACCUGAACCGCAACCAGCCCACCAAGACGUGGUCGCAAUGGCAGCCCAAAGCCACGUACGCCGUUUCGGAGCUUCCGGAUCAGUACAUGGGUUCCAACCGAAUCCAGUCCGGCGAAGGUGGAACUCCCGGUGGUGAGCCCCAGUCGGGUUACAACACGUGCGCUCGCAACACUUGGAACCAGGACUCUCGUUGUCAGACGGCGUACCUCAACUCGCUCGAAGACUUCUGUCUCUGGGGACCUGCCGAGUACGGUACCGUCGGUGAGAAGGAGCGUCAGGGUGUCGCUUACUGCACCACCGAUCGACACGGAACGCGUCUCAUUCCUGACGGCACCAUCGAGGGAGCUCACUUUGUCAGGACGAGGGACUACGUUCAGGUGACCGGUGUGGGUGACUUCACCAGCAUUUUGAUCCCCGAAGGUGACGAUGGAGGAGAGUUCGACCCUCACGGUGCCGACGAUCUGGGUAACCCUAUCGGAGGUAUCCUCUACACCACUGCCAAUCCGGCGUCCAACGGCGAACCGUUCUUCAUCAGCGAGUGGACCAACUUCAUGUCGUACAACCAGUUCUGCAUCCGUGCUUGCUGGGGUGAACAGGCGGCUGCCCAGUGCGAGCAUAUCUACGACGUCAUGGGAUGCAGGUGGAACAUCCCCGCCAACUACGAGCCGGGUGUGUUCGAGACCUGCGACGGUGACAUUGCUAUGCUCCAAGGUAGGUACGGCAGCUCGACGUUCCGUCAAGGCGACCCCGUCACACCUUCGGCUCACCCCGCUCCCUCGAGCAGCCAGUGCUCGACCGUUCGAUCCAUCAGCCACGGUUUGCUCGCCGUCGGCGCAUCUGCAAGCACCUCGUCCGCCCCCGCCGCUUCGUCCACCGCAUCGGGUGCUUCGAGCGCAGCAGCCGCUGCUUCGUCGAGCAUGUCCAGAGUCACCAGCGGAGCUGGUGCGGCUGCUACCAGUGUCGGCUCCGGAACCUCCUCCGGCAGCUCCGGUAGCAGCUCCAACACGCAAAACAACGCAGCUUCCGGUGCCACCAGCCUCACCGUCUCGUUCGGUCUCGCCGGUCUCGUCGCCAUCGGUGCUGCCGCUUUUGCUCUCUAA